CUCGACUGAGUGAAGCGGAAGCUUCCUUGUUAAGUUUUGAAGACCAUAGAAUAUAUUAGAUGCGAUGCUACUCGGAAAAAGGCUGACAGCUAUCAUUGACCUGAACAGAUCUCUCAUACAAUUUUUUCCCAACCCGACAGGAAUCAUCACGGCAUUGUUUUCAUAGUUUAGAGGGUGUACCAAGGUCGGUCCUCGCACUUGGCAUUGAUCGUAGCUUCCAUUGUUUCCAUCUUGCUGUACAACCCAGUGGAGAGGUGAAUCACAGUUAACGGGAUUUCAGAUGCUGAUGGCGAUUCCGUUACUGCUUGUGUACUGAUGAACCAUCUCAAACCAGGAAGUUGUGGAGUCAUGUCGCCUUACGAAGUGUUCCUGAGCUUUAGAGGACCGGAUACACGCUCGGAUAUUGCUGAUAUCCUGUAUACUGGUCUCAUUGAUGCUGGAAUUCGAGCAUACAGAGACAAUGAAGAGCUCCGUACCGGGGAAGAGAUAGGUCCAGGGCUUCUCCAAGCGAUUGAGCAGUCCAAAAUCUCGAUACCCAUCUUCUCUAAAGGUUAUGCCGACAGUAAGUGGUGUCUCAUGGAGUUGGUACAGAUGGUUGAGUGCAAGAGAGCUUCGGGCCAGAAGAUCAUGCCCAUUUUCUUCGAUGUCAGGCCAUCUGAGGUUCGAAACCAAAUUGGGGGUUACGGCGAGGCCUUUCUUUCGCAGGUGAAGAAGAAGCAGUUUGAUGAAAACACCAUCCAUGGGUGGAAGGCUGCUCUCAAUGAGGUGGGAGCGUUAAAGGGAUGGGAUUUCCAAAGCAAUCCGAACAGAGGCAAAGGUGAGUUCGUAAGAGAAGUUGUCAACAAGGUUUUGAUUGAGUUGAAAAAGGCCUACUUAGUAGUAUCUGAUUGCUUAGUUGAAAUGGACAAUCAUGUGGGUGAAAUAAUGAGAAUGGUGUUUGCCGACACCGAUGAAACUACGAUUGUCGGAAUCCAUGGCAUGGGUGGUGUUGGGAAGACGACGCUUGCCAAAAUCGUCUACAACCAACUCUCCCACCAUUUUGAGGCUUGCUGCUUCCUUUCUAACAUACGAGAAACUUCCGAGCAGAAGGGUAUUGAGUAUCUGCAGAAUCAGCUCAUCUCUAUACUCCUUAGAAAGAAAUGGCUAGACAUUGAUAAUGUGGAUGAAGGGAUUACAAUGAUUGAGGAGAGAUUAUUCUCUAAAAGAGUUCUACUUCUACUUGAUGAUGUUGACAAAAGGAUUCAACUGGAUGCUCUCCUGGGGAAGCGCAAAUGGUUUGGCCAAGGAAGCAAGCUUAUCAUUACCACCAGAAACAAGGAUGUUCUUCAUGAGCCCAAAGUUGAUUGGACUUAUGAACUUCCCUGCAUGGAUUUUGGCCAUUCUCUGCAACUUUUCAGCAGACAUGCAUUUAGAAGAGACUAUCCUUUGGAGGAGUUCCUCCCUGACUCCACAAAAGCCGUGAAGAUUAGUGGCGGUCUACCUUUGGCUCUAGAGGUUAUGGGUUCACUUUUAUCUGGAAAAGGCAAAGAACAAUGGGAUAGCAUAUUAAAGAAGCUGGAAAUAGUUCUCCAUGAGGACGUAAAAAAGAAGUUGAAGAUCAGUUUUGAGGCGUUAGAUGACAGACAAAAGAACAUAUUCCUUGAUAUUGCCUGUUUCUUCAUUGGUUUCGAUAAAAGAAUUGUGAUCCAUAUGUGGGAAAGUUGCGAGCUUUUUCCUGAAGAAGCCAUUGAAGUCCUCCAGCAGAUGUCUUUAAUAAAGAUUAAAGAAGACAACUGUAUUUGGAUGCACGAUCAGCUGAGAGACCUUGGACGUGAAAUCAUUCGUCAAGAGUGUGCUAUGAAAUCAGAGAAGCAAAGCAGAGUAUGGAAUCAUGAGGAAGUGUUUGAUCUUCUUAUGAGGACGAAGGGAUUAGAAAAUGUUGAAGCAAUUUGUCUCAAGUCUGAAAGUAGUUGUGAAUACAACAUUACAUAUGAAGCAUUUGCAAGUCUAUCAAACCUAAGGUUCCUGCAAGUGGAUGGCGUAAACUUCAACGAGACAAGCACAAACCUGCAUUGUUUUGCUCAAGUCAGGUCUUUUCGGUGUGAUUGCUGCUUGAAUGUUCUUCCAGCCAGUUUUUUCCGUAAGAGUCCAUACAUACUUUUGAUGUUGAGAUGGCUUUCAUGGCAUAACUUUCCUGCAACUUUUGAGCUGACAAUCCUUUCCCUAACAAAGCUAGUGAUUCUUGAUCUAUCAUGGAGUAAAAUUACGGAAAAAUGGAGUGGAUGGAGCCACAUCAAGAUGGCAAAGAAUUUAAAGGUUCUAAAUCUGACUGGAUGCAGAAAGUUAUAUAGAACGCCUGACUUCUCAUCUCAUGUAUCUUUAGAGAGAUUAAUUCUUGAAAGAUGUCAGAAGUUGGUCCAUAUUGAUAGAUCUAUUGGUCAGCUAAAGCAGCUAGUUUUCUUAAACUUAAAGUUCUGCACUAAACUCAGCAAGCUGCCAGAUGAGCUUGCUAAACUAGAAGCUUUAACAGAAAUUCUUGUGGAUGGCACAUCAAUAAAAGAAAUUCCUGAAUGGAAAGGAAUGAAGAAACUGGAAAUUCUCAGUGCUCGUAAUUGUAAAUAUUUGAAUAAUUGUAGUUCAGUUGGCUGCUUAGCAUCAUUAUUGAAGCUUUCAUUGGUAGCAACUGAGAUUACUCAACUACCAGAAUCCAUUGGGAAUUUGCAAUCACUAGUCGAAUUGGAUCUAUCUCAAUCACAGAUUCUAAUGCUACCUUCUUCAUUAGGAAACAUGAAGAAUUUGAAAGUACUGAGAAUACGCUGCAGUCCCUUGAGAAAACUACCCAGUGCCAUAGGACAGUUGGAUAAGCUUGAAGAGUUAGAUGCUGACCGCUGUGGAUAUUUGGAAGGAGAAAUGCCUAGCAAUAUCGGGAGAUUAAAGUUUCUAAGAGUCUUGAGACUGACAUACACUCGAGUUUCGGCAUUGCCUAAGCUUCCUGAAAGUCUGACCAGUCUGUACUUUAGCACUUGGUUGAUGAAGACAUUCCCAGAUCUCUCGAACCUGUUGAACUUAAGAGAUCUGAGUUUGGUUUUGUGGAGUUCUAGGAUGGACCCUUCUGAACUUGAGAAAGCUUCCAGUCCUUGGUGGAUUGGAAGAUUACACAAGCUAGAGUCUAUAUGGCUGGAAUCUCCUUACCUGACCACCCUACCUUCAGACUUCAUUCUCCUUUCUCAACUCAAGGAACUUGAGCUCUGGUGCGAGAACGUGAAAUGCCUCCCGAGGGUUCCUGCAAGUUUGUCGCGCUUAGUUAUAAAAGGUUGUUGGGAAAUGAAGACAUCGAUAGACCUUUCAAACUUGAGGGCACUAGCGGAUUUGGAAGUUACAAGUUGUGAGAUAACAGAGAUCCAAGGUCUUGAAGGCUUGGAGAACCUGAGAUCAUUGAAGCUUGUUAGAGUUCCAUCACUGGAGAAAUUGCCUGACCUCACUACCUUAAACAAGCUCACGAAACUUGAACUGUAUAAUUGUCCUAAACUGGUUGAUAUUCAAGGCAAACUAGAAUCAUUGGAGAUACUUCGUAUUGAGUUCUGCAGUUAUCUGGAACAGCUGCCAGUUCCAUCAAGCUUCAAGAAGCUAAAAUAUAUGAGGAUACAUGAGUGCGAAAAGCUAAAAGAUUUGCUGAGAUCUGACGAUUGGAGGACUCUGAAGGAAGUCACUAAGUCUGAGCCAGAGAAGUAAAUAGGUCAAGCCAAGGAAUCAGAGUUGGCAGGUAAAGGGAAACAGUUUUUUUAACCGAUUGGAGUUAACUAACAAAUUGAUCUGUAAAGAGUGUAACAAUUACGGCUUUAGAUUUCAUGAUGAAUCAAUCAUUUUUCAAAUCUCUGUCUCUGUCUCUGUCUCUCUCUCUCUUCUUAAUUCUCCAUUCUAACUAUGGUCAAUUCUGGCGCAUUUAGAAAUUGAGAAGCAGUUUAAUUCACAGAAAUUUUGAUCGUCUCCCUUGUUUUCAUGGCCAUUUUCAAAUUUAAGCACAACUGGUUGUCUAAAUCUCGAUGAAGAUGGUUACUAUUGCUUAUUAUGUGAUGGCAACUCUACUUGUCACAAGUCCUUCAUUUCUCAUGUAACAUGUUUGCCCAUAUGAAAAAACUAUCAAUAUCAUUACUGUAGUCUCGCUGUUCAGAUAUUGGGAUGUCUGCUGUUCAUCAGAGCUCGUAGAAAGGGAAAAUAAAGGCUUAGAAUUAGAUAUGUCUAGGAUUAAUUUGGUUAGAGAGGAUGAUAUAAAGAACUUUAAGGGGUCAUCCAAAACUAACGACCUUGAGGACAAAAUGUUCCCUCUAAAAGAGAUGCAACUUUGUAUGGAUGAUGUCAAAAGUGUCAAACGAAAUUCCUACGAUGUGUUUGGAUUUUCUAAGGAGUGAGCUUAUGCAAGCUGUGAGCUGGGGGCUAAGGCUUCUUGGGGAUGAAGAGUAUUAAAUGGGUAUAAACAUUAACUUGGGGUCGUUGAUUAUACCCAUCGGAAGGUAGGCAAGUGAAUUUAGGCUUAAAGGUUCAGACAUUGAUUGAGAAAAUUUGAUUCUUCAUGAGAGAUGGUAUUCAGGAAAAGCAAUAUCCUAUCUGGAGUUGCCGACCAGUGUGAAAGGGGGAAGGAUGAACCAUUUUUGGCCCAUACAUUGAAGAGAGGAAGCAACUGUGAAGCCAGUGUAUCAUUAACCUAAACAAAUGAGACAUGCAGAGUAUACCAUUCAGAGCAGUCAAGAGUUUGGCUAGUUGUCCUUUUUCAUGAAAAAAAGAAGAAGAAAAUGCUGAGUUAUAUAGGCAUCGUGGAGGUCUCGCGACCUCAGCGUUGCGAAGCCUUGGCGGCCCUCGGUUGGGUCGCGCUGACCGUUGAGCUGCUGUCUUCGCCUAAACCACUGUGGGUCGAGGCUGAGAAUCGAGGGACCCAGAUCUAGCCCUUCGGCAGCAGUCGCUGAGGUCACAUGACCUCAGCGUCACCUCGCCUGGUGCCACACAUCCUCUGCGGUCUCCAAGGUAACCUUUAAAUUAGUUAUAUUGGAAUUAUCUGAUUUCAUUUGGCUAAUGAGAAUUAGUUGUAGCCAGACAUUAGCCUCUUCUGAGUUGGUACAAGGUGAUUCAAGAAUAUGAAAAUAAGAACAUAAAUGGAGAGAUGAGAUAAUAGCAAAGUCGGAGAACUUUAGCACAUGAGAGAGACAAGAAACCAUUGAUUUCAUUCACUUUACUCAAACUUCAGCACACCAAUUUCUGCUUUUCCAUGAGUUGCAAGUCAACCAUCAUACUAUUAUUUCUUUCCUAUUCUCUCAUGAAUAAAUGUUAAUGUCUCUACUAUCACCUGAGCUAAUUAAUGCUAAAUUGUCUGCUGAAUUUUGAGUUUUUUUAUGGUCUAGCAAAGCCAAAUGAUGGCUAUCAAUAAUUCCUUGAUUUCUUCCUUUUUGUGAAAUUCCUUAUGAUGAACCCCAGCUCCUUUAUGAACUAGAAAUGGUAUCUAACCUGCAGAUUUCGAGUCGUUUGAGGGAAUUUUUUGUCGAAUGUUGUUCUUUUAACAUAAUUGUCUGCCGAAUAUAUGGAUAACAUCAAAGAAGGGAGGUUAUGAAGAUAACUGUGAAGUAGAAUUCACACUUCCUUUCUAUGGCCUAGUAAGUUAAUCAAUCAAGCUGCUCAGCAAGACAGGACAUUUUUGCGGCAAAUUGCACUUACGUUACCCUCUUUUGACCUGCAAUUAUAGGUUCCAUUACAGAAAAUGCAAAAGAAUGCAGAGGAAGGCAAUCUUUGAGCAGUGCUUUCUGAUAAGAAAGUUGUGAAGCCUUCCCCAGAAGGGUUUAAGAUGGACCAAGUAAUACGUAUUCCUUUUUUUUGAACUCUUGGCCUCUGUAUUAAAUAGUGUCUAAUGUCUUUGUUUCUUCUGCUCCAGAAUCCAACUUUGCAAUGAGUCACCAUGUUUUCACAGAACUCCUCUUCCUUUUUCCACUUCCUCGUCACUUGAAAUCAAGGGAGUCAUCAUCAUGGAAUAAGUCAUUUUUUUAAUCAAACUUACUUAGUAGUGCAUCAAAACAAAAAUAAGUCAAACAAUGAACAGACUACUAAUGUUGCUCUACAUUUUUUUGCUUUCUUAUUUCAUUGUCCAUUUGGAGCCUUACUCAGAAUAGCGUUUGCAUCUUUCUGGUGAAUAGUACUGCACUUCCAUUUAGAUAACAAACUGAUACAGGCAUUCUGGAUAGUAAAUCUGAGUAGUCAAAGUUGGUCAUCUUUCCAGAGAAAAUCGUUACAUAUCAUUUAUCUUAGUUUCUUUUUACCCUCUGUCAUGAGGAACAUAAAGAAAGAAGGUACUGCGCUUUACUAAUUGCUCGCACAAAAUGCCAAGAAACAAUAUGCUUUUGUCAAAGCGGUUAUUGUUAUAUUAGCCCAGAAUAGAUCUCUGCAUUGGCUUCUGAUAGAAAUUAGCCUCAUCAUCACUGCAUCUACAUAUUUAACAUUUUCAAGUGCGGUUUGACUUUCUUGGGGUACACUUGGAGACAGAAAUGUACCAAAAAGGAAGAGCGGAUAAUUAUGAUGAUGUGUCAUGACCAUUGACAAUGUAAUUUCAGAUAUCAAUAUGCUAUUGUUGCAGCUUUCUAUUCAGGAAACGGAGAAGUUAAUAGGAUAUGAUUAUGAAGUAUUCUUAAGCCUUAGAGGACCAGAUACGCUCUGGCAUAAUUGAUUUCCUGCAUACCAACAAGAAUGAUGCUGGAAUUCGAGUAUAUAGAGAUUAUGAAGAGCUCCGCAUCGGGGAAGGCCUGGAGCUUCUUCAAGCGAUGGAGCAGUUGAAAUCCUUGAUUCACACUUCUAUAAAGGAUAUGCUGCCGGGGAAUGGUGCCUCAAAGAGUUGGUGCAGAUGGCAGAGUGCAAGAAAAGAAGAGGACACAAAAAUCAUGCCCAUUUUUUAUAAUGUUGGACCAUCGGAGGUAUUAUGUCAAACUGGGUUCUACACCAAAGCCUUUGCUUCUCAUGAAAACAAAAGCCGCUUGAUGAUAAGACUCUCCAAACUUGGAGAGUUGCUUUCAAUGAGGUUGGAGCAUUAAAGGGACGGGACUUCCAAAACAAUCCAAAGGAGGGAAGUUGAGUUCGCAAAGGAAGUUAUCGGGAAGGUUUUGAUGGAGUUGAAAAAGGCCCACUCGGUAUUUUCAGAUUUAUUGGUUGCAGUGGAUAGUCAUGUAGAUGAAGUCAUGAGAAUGAUGGGCACUCACACUUAUUAAACAAACAUUAUUGGAAUGUAUGGAACGGGUGGUUUUGGAAAGACAACACCUGCCAGAAUUGUCAACAAUAAAUUUUGAGAUGGUUUUCACUGCCGUUGCUUCCUUGCUGACAUUCGAGAUGCGUGAAAGAAAAAGAGAAUCGAGUAUUUGCAGAAUCAACUGAUCUCUAGCAUCCUCCAAAGGAAAUGGUCAGAAAUCAAUAAUAUUGAUAAAGGGAUAAAUACAAUUAAAGCAAGGUUAUCCACAGUAGGGUUCUACUUCUUGAUGAUGUCGACAAAAGAAUUCAACUAGAUGCUCUUGUGGCAAGGCGUCAUUGGUUUUGGAAAAGGAAGCAGGGUUAUAAUUACCACAAGAAACGUGGGAGUACUCGGUGCGACUAAAGUUGAUUGCACUUAUGAACUUACUUGCAUGGAUUUUGAUCAUUCUCUCCAACUUUUCAGCAGACACGCCUCUAGAAGAGAUUAUCCAUCAGAGGAGUACAUCCUCGUUUCCACACAAGCAGUGAAUUUUUGCGAUGGUCUUCCUCUAGCUCUUGAGGUUAUAGGUUCAUUCUUGUCAGGGCAAAACAUAACAAAGCGGAAUACCAUAUUGACGAGGUUGGAAAUUAAAUUUUCCUUAUGAGAAGUUGAUGAUCAGUAUUGAGGCAUUGGAUUCUUGACGGAAUACAUAUGUCUGGAUAUUCCUUGUAUUUUCAUUGCAUUUGAUGAAAGAAAAGUGUUUCACA
Molecule: messenger RNA, 7941 nt
Organism: Syzygium oleosum
Lineage: Eukaryota; Viridiplantae; Streptophyta; Magnoliopsida; Myrtales; Myrtaceae
Product: disease resistance protein RPV1-like
Exons: 5
Coding region: 316-3711 (1131 amino acids)
Biological process (GO): defense response; signal transduction
Molecular function (GO): ADP binding
Source: RefSeq, a predicted model, not a curated record